GCACUUUAGCUUCAGGCUUCAGUACAAAAUUAUACUAUUGCCUGUUAUUGUCAACGAUUUUAAGGCAGGAUUGUUGACUUUUAAGAUAGAUUAGCAAAUACAUUUAAAUUCGGAAAUAUGGGCAAACUUUAGUAAUUAUUAAUUAAAAAGUGCCAUGCCAAGUUGCGCCGUUCCUGGCUGCAAUAGCCAUAACAAAAUGAAACAGAAGACCAAUAUCAAAUUUUAUAGUUUUCCAAAAAACAAAAGUCUGCAAAUCCAGUGGAUUCAAGCUUGUAGUCGACAAGGCAAAUUAAAUGUACGAUAUGCGGCUAUAUGCUCCAAACAUUUUGAAAGCAAAUACUUUUUCACUCCUCUGAAAUACAGGCUGCUGAAUGUGACUUUACCAAAGUCCUUUCGAAAUUUAGAAGAUAAUGCAGUUCCAACUCUAGCUUUACCUAAAUGUAAUUCGGUAAAAUCCGAAAUAAGCACAUCUUGUAAUGCAACUGAAAGAAUGCAAGAUGAUUUCAAAAUACCACCAGGACAUUUCGUGGAAAUAUCACCUUUAAAUAGUAUCAGCUACGGAUCGAUCAAGGUGGAAGAUCAAGAAAUGACUGAAGAAAUAAUCGAACCACUUGUCUCAGUGAAAACGGAUCCUGCUUUCCAGUCCAGACGUCGCACCUGAAUUUAAACUACCUAUAAACAUCACGGCAAGGUUGAAUUCGCUGUGUUAUGAGUCGACAGUUUCUACUCAUUUUGAGUCCUAGUAAAUGAACCAUCGAAUGGAAAUAUUUGGAAAACAAUAUUAAAAAAUAAAAAUCGUAUUUUUUAAAUGUU
Messenger RNA from Dendroctonus ponderosae (mountain pine beetle), 813 nucleotides. Its product is annotated as THAP domain-containing protein 2. The record is from RefSeq and is a predicted model, not a curated record. The coding region runs from base 155 to 661 and encodes 168 amino acids. The transcript is spliced from 4 exons. Lineage: Eukaryota; Metazoa; Arthropoda; Insecta; Coleoptera; Curculionidae.